AUGGAUCCUCAUAUCCAUGCCAUUGCCCAAACUGCCUUCUCCUGUCCCCGUGAAGCAGAGGAGACCCUUCAGAGCAUAAAGAAGCACAUAGAGGUCAUUGAGAAAGCUUGUGCAAAGUUUUCUCAAGACAACUUUUAUGCUACAAUACAAGCAGAGAGGGAGGAAGAAGAAGUCAUUUAUGAGGAUGUCGUGGAGCAUACAACAAUUGUCACGAAGAGCUCUCAUGAUGAUCAUGAUUAUGAAUGUCCUGUUGUAGUCGACCACACCUUUCCACAUCCCACACCGAGCUUUGAAGAGGCGAGCAUGAGUGAGGACAUGCGAGAUGAUGUCAUGAAAGAAAUUGCUUGGCGACUUGCUCACCAAUCCGUGCUAGAAGAAGAAGAGCGAGAAAGGAUGAGGAAAGAAGUUGUGCAGGAUGGCGGAAGUGAAUUAAAGGAAGUUCUUGAUCUUUUCCUCGGGGAGGAAUCAAAUUCUGAGGAAGGAAGGGGGGUUGAAGAAGCAAUUGGCGUCUAG
Molecule: messenger RNA, 513 nt
Organism: Linum trigynum
Lineage: Eukaryota; Viridiplantae; Streptophyta; Magnoliopsida; Malpighiales; Linaceae
Source: the annotation of a GenBank genome assembly